AGCCUGCAAAGAUUCACGGGGGCGGCGCAAAGAGAGCCGAAGCUCAACGGAAAAGCCUAACCGCACGGAUUUUGAGCCCUGCAGUUGCGACCAGCCAAGAGAGAGAGAGAGAGAGAGAGAGCAAUUUGGAUUUCACUGCCUUUGUCGUUUCGUUUCGCUCGCACUACUUACCCCCCCCCUCUCCCUCUCUCUCCUAGCUGAUUAUUCUGUUUUCACUCUUGAGUGAGUCAAGGCCUGGCCUUCUUCCAAAGAUAAGGAUGCCCCAUCCGUGAUUCUUCUCUCUCUCUCUCUCUCUCUCUCUGUAACUGUGUAUAUCUAUCCAUUUACUUCCUAUUUAUAUGCUGAUCAACAUAUCUUAUGUUUCUGUUUAUUCCUCUCCAAACCAUUGUUUCUUUCUUCAAAUUCCCUUUCGGCUGCUUAAUUCCACACUUCUUCAUUGAUUCCGUCUAUAAUAAGCAUUGAAAUGCCAUUUUAGCUGAAAAUUCAAGCUUCUGCUUGAUUCUUCAGAGCGGAUUUCAGCUUGACACGCACUGUCUCGCUUUAUAGAUCUACUGCGUAUACGUACGUAUAUUACUGUACACGUGAACAUUAAUCUUUCGCUUGAAUUCGUCUUCGGAUAAGUUUGCUUCGUAAGAAACAAUUCGUACCUUCUACGGGACUGUUUAGGUUUUACGCUCAAUUGUCGCUUUCUCUGAUUGAUUGCUAUAAGUUGGGGGGUGGGGCAGUGUUGCUUGUUCUUCAGUAUAGAUUUUUUUGUUGUAUUUUCAGGCUAAAGAAUGCGUGUUUUCAGGUCUGUUCCUCUUCUCAGGUGAAUUCAAAUUAAGGGGGUUCUCUCUGGUUCUUCAUUUCUAACCUUGAUUGAAUAUGGGGACUUGGCUGGUGCUUUCUGAGCUGCUUCUUCUUUUGUCUGUGUUUCUAUCUGGAGUUGUAUUCAGUAAGGAGUGUACUAACGUUCCAACUGCAUUAUCGUCACAUACGGUUAGAUAUGAGCUCUCUAUUUCAAAUAAUGAGACUUGGAAAAAGGAGAUGUAUUCACAUUACCAUUUGAUUCACACGGAUGACUCUGCAUGGUCAAAUUUGCUUCCCAGAAAGAUUUUGAGGGAGGAAGAGGAAUUCAAUUGGAUGUUGAUGUAUAGAAAAAUGAAGAAUUCGGGGGGUUUCAAUGUCCAGGGGGAUUUUCUCAAGGAAGUCUCCCUGCAUGAUGUGAGAUUGGACCCGGAAUCAAAGCAUGGACAGGCUCAGCAGACCAACUUGGAAUACCUGUUGUUGUUGGAUGUGGAUAGCUUGGUUUGGAGCUUUAGGAAGACAGCUGGCUUGGAGACCCCUGGCAAGCCAUAUGGAGGUUGGGAGGAUCCAACUUGUGAGCUUCGAGGUCACUUUGUAGGGCAUUACUUGAGUGCCUCAGCACAAAUGUGGGCUAGCACUCACAAUGAUACUCUCAAAAAGAAAAUGACAGCAGUUGUUUCUGCUUUAUCCGCCUGUCAAGACAAAAUGGGUACAGGAUAUCUUUCUGCCUUCCCUUCUGAGCUAUUUGACCGUUUUGAGGCUAUAAAACCUGUUUGGGCACCAUAUUACACUAUUCACAAGAUACUGGCAGGUCUAUUGGACCAGCACUUAUUAGCUGGUAAUCCUCAAGCAUUAAAGAUGCAGAAAUGGAUGGUUGAAUACUUUUAUAACCGUGUGCAGAAUGUGAUAGCGAAAUACAGUAUUGAAAGGCACUGGCUUUCUUUAAAUGAAGAGACUGGUGGCAUGAAUGAUGUCCUUUAUAGGUUGUUUGCAAUAACGGGAGACCCGAAACAUUUAUUGUUGGCUCACCUUUUUGAUAAACCCUGCUUCCUAGGAUUGCUUGCAGUAAAGGCUGAUGAUAUUUCUGGAUUUCAUGCCAAUACUCAUAUUCCAGUUGUUAUUGGAUCUCAAAUGCGAUAUGAAGUCACAGGUGAUUCACUCUAUAAGGAAAUAGGGAUUUUCUUCAUGGAUAUUGUUAACUCAUCUCACAGCUAUGUAACUGGAGGUACAUCAGUCAGUGAAUUCUGGUCAGACCCAAAGCGACUAGCAAGCACUCUACAAACUGAGAAUGAAGAAUCAUGUACAACAUAUAAUAUGCUAAAGGUGUCUCGCCACUUGUUUAGAUGGACCAAAGAGAUGGAAUAUGCAGAUUAUUAUGAGAGGGCCCUGACGAAUGGUGUGCUGAGUAUCCAAAGAGGAAGAGAGCCUGGAGUGAUGAUCUACAUGCUCCCACUAGGCCGUGGACAAUCCAAGGCCAGAAGCUACCAUAAGUGGGGAACAAAAUUUGAUUCUUUUUGGUGCUGCUAUGGUACAGGCAUUGAGUCAUUCUCGAAGUUGGGAGAUUCAAUAUACUUUGAAGAUGUGGGAAAGAAUCCAGGGCUUUACAUCAUCCAAUACAUAUCAAGUUCACUAAAUUGGAAAUCUGCACAGAUAUUACUAAAUCAGAAAGUGGAGCCUGCCGUUGCAUGGGACCCUCGCCUUCAAGUGACAUUGACAGUGUCAUUAACGGAUGGUCUGACAUCUACCUUGUAUUUGCGUAUACCACUGUGGACACACUCAAAUGGCGCAAAGGCAGCCUAUAAUGGUGAGGAUCUGUCACUGCCAACUCCAGGUAGCUUCCUAUCAGUCACAAGAAAAUGGAGCCCUGGUGACACAAUUACUCUUGAAUUGCCAAUAAUCCUAAGGACUGAGGCUAUCAAAGAUGAUCGCCCGGACUAUUCUUCUCUUCAGGCAAUUCUCUACGGCCCUUACCUGCUGGCUGGUCUGACCAGCGGAGACUGGGACAUCAAUACAGGGUCAGCUAGUUCUCUUUCAGACUGGAUAACUCCGAUUCCUGCCAAUUACAAUUCUCACGUCGUCUCAAUUUCCCAAAAGCUUGGCAAAUCAACAUAUGUCCUCACAAACUCAAACCGUUCAAUUACAAUGGAGAACUUUCCUGAACCUGGAACUGACUCUUCGGUGCAUGCCACUUUUAGACUCAUCUUAAAAGACACAGCAUCUUCAGAAUCUUUUGAACGAAAGGAUCCCAUCGGGAACUCUGUCAUGCUUGAACCAAUUGAUUUGCCGGGUAUGGUUGUGGUGCAACAAGGAAGAGAAGAAAGCCUUGCUGUGGUGGAUUCUGCUGAUGCCAAGGGCUCUGUUUUUCGUGUGGUUGCCGGGCUGGAUGGGAGCGCUAGUUCAGUUUCGCUAGAGUCCGAAAGCUGGAAGGGUUGCUUCAUAUAUGGUGGUUUGAACUACCAACCAGGAUCAAGCAUCAAGUUGAGCUGCAGGUCUGGAUUUUCUGAUGGAGCAUUUGAACAAGCAACCAGCUUUACACUGGAAGAUGGAAUUGCUCACUAUCAUCCUAUGAGCUUCAUUGCAAAGGGGAUGAAAAGACAUUUUCUUCUUGCUCCAUUGUUUAGCUUGAGGGAUGAAUCUUAUACUGUAUAUUUCAACGUACAGUCUUGAAGACUUGGAAGUUGGGGAAGUGAAGAGUUAAGAGUUAUGGAAUAAUGGAAGGGUAGUGGUCUUAUAUUUUUCUACAUCUUAUACAGACUUUAUGGUUCUUGUUUUUCUUGCCAUGAGAUUAAAAUUUUCUUUUUAAGUCCUGUUUAGAUAUAUCGUUUAACAUUUUUAAUGUUAUUGACUAGAAGCAA
Messenger RNA from Diospyros lotus (date-plum), 3641 nucleotides. RefSeq lists its product as uncharacterized. Gene Ontology annotation, molecular function: alpha-L-arabinofuranosidase activity. The record is from RefSeq and is a predicted model, not a curated record. Gene Ontology annotation, biological process: L-arabinose metabolic process. The transcript is spliced from 12 exons. NCBI's taxonomy places the organism in Eukaryota, Viridiplantae, Streptophyta, Magnoliopsida, Ericales, Ebenaceae. The coding region runs from base 865 to 3453 and encodes 862 amino acids.